GGGCACGAUUCGCAUGCCUGGUGGUGGCAGUGUGGAGCGUGCUCGAGCUGGAACCAGGUGGCGGCCAAGAAGUGCAAGCGGUGCGGCAUGAACAAGAGCUGGGCGCAGGCUGCGAACCCUGGUUCAGGCAUCACCGCCAGCAGUGGCCGUGGGGCUGGCGAGCCCCCGCCCUGCCCGUCGCAUACCGCUCCGCCGGCAGCUGUAUCCCCGAUGGUUGCCCAGGACAAAGCAUCUACACGUGCCAAGCAUGUGGCGAACGUCCGGCACAUCGAGGCAGCACUGGCAGCGUUGCCCGACGGCGACCCUGCAUUUGCGUCGGCACGGGCCACCCUGCAAGCCCAACUGAACACCGAGAAGAAAGCCAUCACCUCUACGAAGUCCGUUGCUGCGCAGAUCGAGGGAUGCCAGCAGGCCAUCCUUCGGUCACAGGCGCGGGCAACCAAGCUACAGACCACCAUCGACGAGUCGGUCAAGGAGCUCAAGAGCGAGGACGAGCACGCAACCUCCCUCAAGGAGGAGUUUGCGUCCCUCGAGGCCCAGCUUGCAGCGGGAGCUGCAGCCACGCCCGCCGACUCAAUCCAGUCGGCCACGGCUGCCUUGACGGGGAUGAUCAUUGACAUGAUGGCGUCCCCGGCCGUCCCCCCCGAGCACGUCCAGCAGGCCCAGAACCAGGUCAAGGUGCUGCUCGAGGGGGUCCAGCAGAUUGCCGCGGCUGCCCGCAGCAUGUACAGUCCAGCAGCUGCAGCCGCUCUGGCCCAAGAGGACGAGAUUAUGGGCACGUCGCUGACCCCGGCGGUACGGCCGCGGUCCAGUACCGAGUCUGGGGCGGCGACUGGGGCUGCGCCGACGCCGGCCAAUGGCCGCAAACCGCUCCGCGCCAAGACGGCGUCCGCCGAGGCCCCGCAGUACGGCCACGCGAAUCUGCCCGACGUCUCCGGAGACCCGGCGGUGGACAUUACGCUAAAUACCAGCAAGUCGGCAACGACUCAAUACCUAUGCGUUGCCACCGCCUACGUCCGCACCCUCAACAAUGGGAAGCAUGGCGAAGAUUGCAUGACAUCUGCAGGUGUUGCGGCUUUGGGACGAGCCCAACUCCUCGAACUUCAAUUCGCCAGCGCUGGCGCUGACAUCAUUUGCAUACAAGAAGGUUGCUCUCCUGCUGCUCAGGUUAAGAGCGGCAUCCAUUACUCCAUGCUCAUCGUCGCUGCCGAUGUGGGCCAAUUCGGCGUGCAGAUUUGGAGAAAGUAUGACCUCAAGCACAAAGUCAUUUUCGCACAUGAAGUGUCACCUCGGUUGGCCAUCCAGGUUGCGACCCUCGCCAAUGGCGCGACGGUGUCCGUGCUGAGCGCGCAUGCCCCCAUUGAGGCGGCGCCAGACCCGGCCAAGCGGUCAUUCUGGGACUCCAUGGGUCACCGGGUGUCGUGGCUGCGGUUCAGAUGGCCUUCCACCUAUCUCAUCAUCGGCAUUGACGCCAACGCGCGCGUCGGAUCAGUCCCCACGGACUGCGUCGGCCAGUGCAUGCCGUCCGUUGACAACCACAACGGCUCCCUGCUCAGGCAGUUCCUGGGCGAGGCGGGCCCGGGCAUACGGGCUCUCAACACAUUCGCCGGGGGCGACUACACGUGGCGAUCCGCUCACCAGACCACUGCCCGCAUAGACUACAUCUUGUCGGGUGCGGACGCGCCCUGGGAGGGUGCCCCCCCGCGCGUGCUCGACGACGUUGAGCUAGCCACCAGCGCGUGCGAGGACCAUAGGGCCGUUCUCGCCACCGUCGCCGUGGCAGGAGCGGCCGGCGACAUCCAGCCCAAGCCUGCCAUGAAGCUCAGCGUCAACAGGGCCAACCUCCUGGACCCCAAGUGCGUCCAAGCCUUCCAGGACUCCCUGUGGAGCGCGGUCCCGGAGGUCACUGGCAUGCCAGACGCUGACACCAAGCUCGAGGGAGCCAUCCAGGCGGUCUCGAAUGCCGCGACAAAAGCAUUCGGCCAUGCCCCGACGGUCCCGCGUCAACCGUGGAUCAUUCAGCGGACGUGGGAAUUGCUACGCCCCUUGCCCAUGCUGCGGCGCGCCAUGUUCGACAUGAAACGCCUUGUGAACAAGCAGCUGAUGAACUACGCCUGGCUGGCGUGGAGGUCGCUCUUCAGCCGUUCAUUCAUGCCCGCCGAUACCCAGGCGCAGACCAUGACGGCCACCGCCCAGAGGACAGCGCAGCCGCAUCGGCCGCGCGCCGAGUCCGUGACAUUUACAUCUGCCUCGCUGGCCGAGUCCGGGGCCGCAGCCCUCCAAGGUGCCGAUGGGCCGACUUGCGCGGGCACCGACGCGGAGAAGACCCGCAGCACACCAGCCGCCGGGUCGCGAGGCUCACGCUCUCGCAGUGACCAACCCGAUUGCGCUGGAUGGCGAGCCCGUGCUGAGGCUGCUGCUGUGCGGCGCACUGCCGUGAAGCUCCACCUCGCCGUGCAGCAGCGCUGGCAAGGUCUCAGUGAAGCCCAUCGUGCCAUACGCGGAAUGGUCAUGGACGAUAAGCGGCAGCUCAUGCACGACAUGGCCUGGAAGGCGGCGUGCGCGAAUGAGCACAAUGACAGCAAGGAGUCAUGCCGCAUCGUGCGCCUCCUGGGUGGCUUCAAGCCCCAGGCCAUCGAGGCGAUUGCCAACAAGGACGGCUCGCUCGUGAAGACCCCGGCGGAACGCGCGGACCGGUGGAUCGAGCACUUCACUGAGCUCUUCGCAGGCUACACCCUCUCAUCAUGGAAGGACGCGAAGACCGUGCAUCCGGGGCCCUACGCGACAGGCGCUUUCAACCCCACCCUGACGGAGGUCGACGCGAAGAUACAAGCGCUCGGUGCUGACAAAGCCCAGGGGCCAGAUGGAUUACCCCCAGGAGUGAUCAAGGCGGGAGGCUGCCCCAAGGCCGUCCACGUCCACUCCAUUGUCCAUGACAUGGUGGUCACUCGGUCGUGGCCUGCUCGCUGGAAGGGUGGCCGCAUGGCUACACCAUGGAAGCGGAAAGGCUCGCCCAAGGAGUGCAAUGACCAUCGUGGCCUCCUGGUUGCCGAUAGCAUGGCGAAGAUCCCAGCAGGGCUCCUGAAGGACGAAAUCAUGCCGGCCGCCAUCGAGAAGCUGCCCGAAACGCAGUUUGGGGGCAAGCCAGGCGGAGGUACGGAUUUCCCGCCCCGCGCCCUGACGCUCCUCACAGAAUUUGCGGACGCGCACUCCAUGUUUCGGCGCAUCAUCUUCUUUGACUUGACGCAGGCGUUCGACCGAGUCAUCCGGGAGAUCGUAUACGGCUGGCCGCCAUGCUCGGGCCAUUGUUGGGCUCGUGAUGCGGCUCGCGCAGGCUACCUCCGCCAGCGCGCCUUGCCGAUCAGAGCUGCAGCCAAGGUGGUGCCCCACAUCGACAAGCACGGCUCGGUGUUCGAACGCUGGAACAUCAACCCGGCGGUCAUUGCGCUCACACAGAACCUCCAUGACCGCGCGUGGUUCGCAGUGGAAAGGGGCUGCAAACUGGGCGGCCUCAUCUUCUGCUGCGUGUGCGAGGAGGCCUUGGCAGCGAUGCGCAGUGGCCUCAAGACGGCUGGCAUCACCCUCGUACUGAAAACCAGCAAGGGCGCCCCCUUCUGGACCUCUGCCAAGCAAGGCGACACCGUGAACCUCACGGCUGAAGUCACUUACGUCGACGACGAGGCGGUUGUCAUAGUGGCCCGCUCCUCCACCCAGCUCCGCAGAGCCAUUGGGGCAGUGAUUACCCUGUGCGCCAACGUGUUCGCCGAGUUCGGCCUUCGCAUCAAUUGGAAGAAGGGCAAGAGCGAAACUAUCGUUCGCUGCCGCGGCCCGGGGGCCGCGAAAGUCAUCGAGGAGCUCAGGUCCGAGCACGGGCUCCGCAUCCCGCUUGACUACGGCGCGACCGCAAUGCGCGUGGUGGAUGGGUACCAGCACCUCGGCGGUGUGAUUUCCGCCGGCGGCAGCAUGGUGCCAGAGGCGCGACAAAGAGCCUCCUCGGCAAUGUCUGCUUAUUCUCCGAUCGCGGCCAAGGUGUUCUCUUCGGUCGUCAUCGGCAACGCCGUGAAACUCCACCUGCUUCACAGCUUGGUUGUGUCGACACUGCCGUGCAACGUCGCUAUCUGGACAAUGUCCACCGCGGCACCCACGCAGAUACACGGCCCUUACAUGCGCGCCCUCAGGCGCAUUGCGGACGAUGUCAAGGCAGGGCAUGCGCCUGCUUUCUCGGACCUUGCCGUCCGCCGGAGGCCACAGGCCCCGUCAAUCGACUGUCUGGUGCUGCGGAAGCGCCUCCGCUACUACCACCGCGUGGUGACCCACCAGCCCUCCGCAGCGUGGGCCUUCAUGCAGGCGCGCCCGCGCGGUCGGCCGCUGCCGCAUGUCGCACAGCUGAUUGCGGAGCUCGACCUUUUCCGGCGCAUCGCACCUGAGCUCGAUGCCAUGCCUGGCUGCACGGUGGCCCCUGGCAUGUGGUUCUCCCGCAUGAGGUUCCGGUGCGAUAGCUGCGACCGCAAUUCCCCGUCCAACAAAGCCCUGUUAAAGCAUAAGAGAAUCGCUCAUAAGCAGGUUGCUCCGAUCAAGGCUUUUACUGACGAUCCGGGCGUUUGCCCCGCGUGUAAAACUAAUUUUCUGGAGCGGCAUCGGGUCAUUCGACGCGUCACCGACCGCCGGCGCCCUGCUUGCCGCAACCAGAUCACGUCGACCUUGCCCGCGCAACGCCCCGAGUUGGCGGCAGAGUGGGAGGCGCGCGACAACGAGCGAGUCAGGCUGGCCAGAAGAGCUGGCUCGACCCACAUCCUGGCGGCUGGCCACGCGGUUACAGCUGCAG
This is a messenger RNA of Prorocentrum cordatum, 4825 nucleotides long. NCBI's taxonomy places the organism in Eukaryota, Dinophyceae, Prorocentrales, Prorocentraceae. The record is from the annotation of a GenBank genome assembly.